Hemicordylus capensis (graceful crag lizard) is the source of this 4056-nucleotide messenger RNA. RefSeq names its product inositol polyphosphate-1-phosphatase (gene INPP1). The record is from RefSeq and is a predicted model, not a curated record. Gene Ontology annotation, biological process: phosphatidylinositol phosphate biosynthetic process. NCBI's taxonomy places the organism in Eukaryota, Metazoa, Chordata, Lepidosauria, Squamata, Cordylidae. Gene Ontology annotation, molecular function: inositol-1,4-bisphosphate 1-phosphatase activity. The transcript has 10 exons. Bases 1020 to 2147 code for a protein of 375 amino acids.
GGAAGUGGGUGGGGGAAAGGGUUGGCUCCGUCCUUCCACGCGAAAGACAGGCAAGGGAGAGAGAGCGCGCGCGUGCCCAUUGCUGAACAUGCUUACUAUUAGAGAGUAAGCCCCAUUCAGGAGAGGGGGAAAUGGCAAAGGUAACUAGAAAGUCCCGUCAGCAGACUAUGGAAUUCUAACUCUUGCAAAACAGUUCAAGCUCCUUGGACUCAAUCAUAGGACAUAACAGUUUAUGACUGUUGACUUCCUUCGUAUACCUCUGAAGUUUCAGUAAUGGGGGUACAGCAUCUUAAGGACCAGAGCAGAAAUGGUUAUGUGGCUCAGCAGCUCUCUGAUUCCAAACGCAGAGCAGCAUUCAAAACGCAUCUAGGAAGAUAAAAAAACAGCCCGGAGAAAUCCCGCAUGGACAAUUUCUAAUGAAUGGAAAUGGGGGGGAAAUAAAAGACGUUUCUUGGCUCGGCUGUCGGAUAAUAUGUGAGACUCGUGUUCGCAAGGCGCUGCCUGGCACACGCCCCUGGGAGGGGCAGAGCAGAGGAUCACAUGUUUCAGGUCAGGACAGAUUUUGGUCCCCGCCUCCCUUGCCUGGAAGGAUUCAACGGGAGAGCGCAAUCAAUGAGCUGAGAACUGGAAGCCGGAAAGUCGCCCUCGGUAAUUAGGCGCUGACGUCUCUGGAACCGCUUUGAGAGUCCCUGACGGGGGUGAUCCGGAGGGUGAGGAAAAGGAAAGGGGACUGGAGCAUACAUUCGCUCCUCGAACACCUUGAUCCGCCCCCGCGGCUUGGCCCGCCAGCUAACGAGUGAAGCUCUUCCCUGGAGGGCCGUGAGUGACGGGCUACCCAAGUUGUUCCCAGAAGCUGCCGCGCUCACCUUGCUUCAUCCUGCCGCCCUGCCGUGCUGCUGCCCAGACUGGAAAGGGCGAGCUGUGGAGCGGGGCGCGGCCGCAGGGAGAACAGCAGGGCGAGCACUAGAACAGCUUCUGGUCUGCACAGCCUGUCCCUUCCUCCUUCCCUGCCCCAUACCAUGGCAACUCUUCUGAAGAGCCUGCUUGCUGCCUCGGAGAAAGCGGCCAAUAUUGCCCAGCUGUGUCGCCAAGAGGAGGCACUUUUCAGCUUGCUCAUUGAGGAGAAGAAGGGUGUGGACAAGAACAAGAAGUUCCUGCAGGAUUUCAAGACGUUGGCAGAUGUGUUGAUCCAAGAGGUCAUCAAGCAUGAUGUGGGAAAGGAGUUUCCAGAGCUACAAGAUCAUAUUCGUGGUGAAGAGUCUAACAAGUUUGAAAACGGCCUUGGGGAGACCGUGGUGGUGCAAGUUUGUCCCACCCAACAGGAAACAGCUGCAUUGUUGCAAAAAGUCCUGGAUCGGAAGCAGGCAGCGGCUGAAUUGUUAGCUGCUGCUAUUCAUCGGGAAGUGGUGCUUUCGGACCCAGCACUGGAUAAGGUGGCCGUGACAAUUCCCACAGACAGCAUGGCAGUGUGGAUCGAUCCCAUAGAUUCCACCAAUCAGUACAUCCGUGGGCGUGGCGACGUGACGCCUGUUGAUGGCAUCUAUCCUUCAGGGCUUCACUCGGCACUGGUGUUGAUAGGGGUCUAUCACCGGCACUCAGGGGAGCCUGUCCUAGGCAUAAUCAAUGAGCCCUUUUUCCAGGAAGGGCAGCCAGCACGCAGAUGGCAGAGCAAAUAUCACUGGGGCAUCUCCUACAGAGGCACCAACUUGAGCUCACUGAGCCAGCCCUUACUGCGGGCUGCUCCUCGUGUGGUGCUGAGCAGCAAUGAGAAAGUGGUGCUACAGAAGGCCCUGGCUCCCCUGUAUGGGGAGCAGCUGUGCUUUGCCUCGGGUGCCGGGUACAAGAUGUUGUGUGUGGCCUUGGGCCUUGCGGAUGCCUACGUGCUCUCAGAGGGCAGCACUUUCAAGUGGGACUCAUGUGGCCCCCAUGCCAUCCUGCGGGCCCUUGGGGGAGGCAUUGUUGACCUUGCAGAGGCCUUGAAGGCAUGGCGGGCUGGGCAACACACACUGCUGCCUGAACUGUCCUAUAACCAGCCUGUGCAGGGAGCUGUGGGUGCGGAGUGCUGGGCCAACCAAGGGGGCAUCGUGGCCUAUGUUUAUCAGGAGCAUCUAGAGGCUGUGAUGGCCACUCUGGUGGAUGCCUUUUAAACUCCUCCUGGGGGGUGGGGGCUUUGCUGGGACAUUCGUCUCUGCCUGAGGAAAGGAAGCUGACCCCCAGCAAGGGACUCUGUAUGACUCUGGCUUCUCAAGGGACAAAUCAAUUGUUGGUGGGUCCAAAUGCCUGAAUGGGGCUGGCUCGGAAUGAGUGGUGGUGUUCUUUGGCUGGCUUAUGUCUUCUCAGUCAUAGAAAACAUCACUUCUGGUGCAGGGGGCAGAAUCUAAAAUCAUUAUCCUCUAUCUGUGUUGCUAUAUUGUUCGUUCAUAUAUAUACACACACACCCGUGUGUGUGCACUUUUUUUUUAAUUUUGUGGGUAAAGCAGUAAAUAUGCCUUGAGACCAUUAAGUACCUUCCAUUAUAUUUGCUUCAGUUCUCACUGUCUCUUGUGUAGUGAGUAGCAUGCUGUACUAAUCCUCUGGCACAAGCAUCCUUUCUGUUGUGCCCAUCCCUUGUGACACUCUGGCCGACAUGAUGCACAGCGUUACAGAGGCAUGAUGCCAUAAGGCACUGCCAGGGCUGCUCACAACAGGCGGUUGUGCACACAGUGCUUUCACAGGUUUCCUCAUUCAGGUCAACAGGGAAACUUACCAAAGUGCUGCUUGUGCACCCACCUGUUCUGAGCAGCCCCAGCACUGCCUUUCAGGUCCACAGCAGCCCCACAGCAUUAUGCCUCUGUAAUGCUGCACAUCAUGUGAGCCACUGUCUGGAUUGUGUAGCUUAAUCUAUGAGGAAAUUGUGUGCAGCAGUGGCCAAUUUGAGGCUCUCCAGCCAUUCUUGGACUACAACUCCCAUUGUCGUCCGCCACAAUUGCAGCUGGGGAUGAUAGGAUUGGGUCCAACAGCAGCUGGAAAGCCUUGGGUUGGCCACCCCUGGGAUAGUGGAUGGAUGGUCCUGCUUCAUGGUGGGAGGUACCUAGAUGGCCUUGAUGUCCCUUCCAGGUCUACAGGGGCAGGGCAUAUAUCUAUGCCACAGCUUUAAACUGACUUAGCAGUCAUUUCUUCUUCCCCAGAGAAUCCUGAGACUUGUAGUUCUGUGAGCAGGCGAAGGCUCUUUCGCAGGAAUACUCACAGACCAAACCAUAAUUCCUAAAUUAUUUGGAGGAAGCCCUGACAUUUGAACUUCUAGGAAACUGACAUGAGUGUACAGUGUGGAUAUGUGCCUUGCUUCUAGGAACACUCUUCUACAACUUGCUGUCAUAGCAAGUUAUGAUAUUGCCAGGCUAUUCGUUUCUUGCAAUUCUGUAUGUGUGGGAUUUUGCAUAGAAUGUAGUAUUUGGCACAGGACUUGAUUGAUAUGGCAGAUUUAUAGGAAUUUUGAUUUUUAAAGCACACUUCUAGCUCUUCUGAUUUGAAGAUAUUAUUGAAAACAGGUACACAGUGUCAGCAAAAUAGUCAAGAAAGAGGCAUAGCCACCAUCUCUCCUUUCAGUGCUGUAGUGUACCCAUACCUCCGAUGCUUCUAACACAUACGCAUGUGUGUCCACGCAGGCACACACUGCUUUUUUUUAAAAGGUGUACAUACAUUUAAAUAUGUGGGAGCAGAAUAUAAAAGACUAUCCACUUAAUGUAGAUUUAUUUACUCUGAACACAGGAUGUGACUUUCUCGGUGCAGAAUAUAGACUUUUUUUUUUAAGCGUCUAUAAUGACGAUUACAAUAAUCACAUUUGGUAUUCUAAAGUUGCAAUCCAUUGCAUAUUUACCUGAGGGUAAAUCCCACUGAAUAUAGUGAGGCUUGCUUCUAAGUAAACAUGCAUGGGAUUGUACUGUAUGAGUAAUAAACUGCAGCUAAAAUGGAAUUGUAUGGAAUAUUCUCAGAUUUUAUUUUUUGAAAAACUCAGUAUAUCUGCAAUCUUAGACUGUGUACUAUUCCAAUAUUUAAUAAACAUACCAGUAUUUCUUC